This is a messenger RNA of Corticium candelabrum, 1313 nucleotides long. RefSeq lists its product as uncharacterized. NCBI's taxonomy places the organism in Eukaryota, Metazoa, Porifera, Homoscleromorpha, Homosclerophorida, Plakinidae. The coding region runs from base 53 to 1123 and encodes 356 amino acids. The record is from RefSeq and is a predicted model, not a curated record. The transcript has 7 exons.
CACACACCACCCUUCAAUCCCAACCAUACACAUCGCGACUUCUGUGCUGAGAAUGUCGAGUCUAGGAGCCGUCUCGUUGCUUGUCGUUCUCGUUGCGUGCUUAAACGUUGACACAAUCUUUGCCUCGCAUUCAAAGCGAAGUGUUCUGGGAGCGCUCCGUAAUGCUCGGUGUUCCGGAGUUCGAUGUCGUGAUGGGUAUAGGUGUACGUUGAAGCUGGGUGCGACUCUGUGUUGUAGUAAGACUGACAGUAGUCAGUGUGAGAGCAGUACUGGUGGGAGAGCGGAUUCGGACGUCGGGAAAGACAAAGCUGGCGGAUGCUCGUUCGUACAGAACUCGUGUCCUGUUACCAUCAAAAGAGAAAACCUGUGCCGUUACAAUCCUUGCCUUGCCAAGGAGUACUGCACCAUUGUCGAUUCUGGGCAGAUUCGCUGUUGUACUCAAAGAGUCAUUCGAACCAGCAUUCCAUCUACUGGAUUUUCUAGAAACCGUUGUACACACCGCUGUCUCCUUCCUCCUCAAAAUCCGCCUUUUCCUCUAUCACCUUCAUGUCCAGGAGAUGGUUCAAAUCCCAGAGUGCAAGAUCCAGACACUACUGUAAGACCUAACACUACAAUUACAACUACAACUAAGACAACAAAACCAACUACUGCUGACUCUGUUAAUAACACCGAUGCUCCUGUUGCUAAGAAGAUCAAUGCUCCUGUUGUGACCGACGCUCCUGUUGUUGGAACAAACAAUCAAAGCGUAACAGUCAAUCAAUCCUGUGGUUGUUCAGCCCCUGCUCCAAAGAAUGGACGUGUGAAAUUCAGUUGCAAUGUGGUUGCGUACAGAUGUGAGGGUGGCUUUCGUUUGAAGGGCAAGAACAGUCUCAAGUGCGUAAACGGACAGCUUGAGGGGAAACCUCCAAGAUGCAAGAAAGCAAAGGUUGGUAAUGGUCGAUGCUUUACCAGCUUCGACAACUGCACAGCUUGCUUCCGUGGAAAGAAUGUGUGUAAACCCAAGAAACAGGUGACGUGUCCUAGUGGCAGUUACUGCAAGGCAGUCGGCUCAAAGAAGAUACCGAAAUGCUGCAGUAUGAGUGAAGAUUCAUUUGGAAGAUGUUCUGAGUCGUGCAUCAACUAGAUGCAGACAGACUUAACACAAAUGCAACUUGGACUGAUUUAUGGAAUUCUUUUAAUGAUGAAAAAAUACUAUGGGGGAAAACUAUCAGUGCUGUAGAGACUCUGCUGGUUAUAGGUCCAUCUCUAUAGCAUCUUUUGUUACGAUCUUGUCAGUCUAGGGAUGAUUUUCAUUAUGAUUUGUUGAGCAACCA